Molecule: messenger RNA, 732 nt
Organism: Colletotrichum spaethianum
Lineage: Eukaryota; Fungi; Ascomycota; Sordariomycetes; Glomerellales; Glomerellaceae
Exons: 2
Coding region: 1-732 (243 amino acids)
Source: RefSeq, a predicted model, not a curated record
AUGUUUGUGUUUCUUGCCGAGCCUGCCCUGAUUUCGGAGGAGACGCUUGCGAAGCGUCCCGGCGUGAGGCCCUGUUUGGUCCAAUACCUUUUGGACGAUGGCGAGCACGAACUUGGCAGCCAACUCACAGAGGGCCUUCUCAGACUUGAGUUCAAUGGCGAGCUUCUCCUCUUGAGUAAGACCCUCGUCUUCAUCCUCCUCGUCGUCGGAGUCAUCAUCAUCCAUGGGCUCUUCGUCUUCGGCCGGCUCGUUGAGAACCUUCUUUGUCCGCUUGGCAAAGCUCCGCUCAACACCGUCGUAAAUGGAGAUGAGCUCAGGCAAGAGCUUGGGCUCGAGCUCAUGUGCAAGCCUCGCGAGCUUCUUGUAGUUGGCGUUUCCGCGAGACUCUUCCGUCCAGUUACGCAAGGAACCGAAGAGGACGUGAAUAUCGCAAAGAGCACCAGUGGCGAAAAUGCGAAUUUCGUCAAUUACAGCUCGCGACGACAAAGUCUUGAUCAGACCCGUGUCGUACUUUUUGCGCAGGACGGCGAUUCGGUCCACAAUGGAGUCAGGGAUUUCGGUUUCGCUUUGGAUGAACUUCUGAAAGCUCCGCACCUUCCACAUGAAGUAGAACUGAAUGCCCUUGAUUGCAAAGGACGUGACCUCAUCUUCCAAGUCAUCAACUUCGCUGGGUUCAUUGAAAGUGCCCCGACGGACAAUGUUGACCAGGAUAUCGAUCGUGGACGACAUUGA